CUCAAAGAAGAUGAUCUGGCUAAUCUUCUUCAGAAUCAGGUGGUGAAAGGAAAAGCUGCAGGAGCGCUCCUGCGAGCCAUCUUCAGAGGUUCCCCCUGCUCUGAGGAGGCUGGCGCUCUGAGGAGACUUAAGAUAUACAUUUGUUGUAUCCACUUAGUGGAGUCAGGGGACUUGCAGAAAGAAGUAGCAUCUGAGAUCAUAGGAUUACUAAUGCUAGAGGCGCACAAUUUUCCAGGAUCAUUCCUGGUUAAAUUGGCCAAGGAGUUUGUUGGUGCUAUCAAAGAGGGCAGCUUGACAAAUGGAAAGUCUUUGGAGUUAUUACCCAUUAUUCUCACUGCCCUUGUUGCCAACAAGGAAAAUCUAGAUUAUGGAAAAGGUGAACUGAGUGGGGAGGAAUGUAAGAAGCAGUUGAUUAACACCCUGUGUUCUGGCAGAUGGGAUCAGCAGUAUGUAAUCCAACUUACCUCCAUGUUCAAGGAUGUCCCUCUGGCUGCAGAAGAGGUGGAAUUUGUGGUGGAAAAAGUAUUGAGGAUGUUCAGCAAGUUGAAUCUUCAAGAAAUACCACCUCUGGUCUACCAGCUUCUAGUUCUCUCCUCAAAGGGAAGCAGAAGGAGGGCUUUGGAAGGAAUCAUAGCUUUCUUCAACGAGCUAGAUAAGCGACACAAUGAGGAACAGAGUGGUGAUGAGCUGUUGGAUCUUGUUACCGUGCCAUCAGGUGAACUGCGUCAUGUGGAAGGCACCAUUAUUCUACACAUUGUGUUUGCCAUCAAACUGGACUGUGAACUAGGCAGAGAACUCCUGAAACACCUAAAGGCCGGACAGCAAGGAGAUUUCAGUAAUAACAUAUGUCCCUUCAGCAUUGCCCUUCUGCUCUCUGUAACAAGAAUACAAAGAUUUGAGGAACAGAUUAAGAAAUGGGAUAUCAUGCUACAAAGGACCCCUCAUGGCCCUUCCCAAAAGCCCAUCCCUACCCAAGCAGAUGUAACCAUGGAUCUAAUUUUUUUUUCAAUGGUUUGUUUGUUUGCCUUCCUAACACUUCAUAAUAGUGUGUAUUCUUUUACAUAA
Mustela erminea (ermine) is the source of this 1065-nucleotide messenger RNA. Its product is annotated as Fanconi anemia group I protein-like. Gene Ontology annotation, molecular function: DNA polymerase binding. The record is from RefSeq and is a predicted model, not a curated record. The transcript has a single exon. Gene Ontology annotation, biological process: DNA repair. The coding region runs from base 211 to 1065 and encodes 284 amino acids. NCBI's taxonomy places the organism in Eukaryota, Metazoa, Chordata, Mammalia, Carnivora, Mustelidae.